AGUUUCCAUGAAUGCAUACGAGCCAUUAAAUCCGCUGCGUGUAUCAGCUCUUACCUUUUCGUAAAUGCAAAUGGAGCUAAAGUUGCAGAAUCUAAAUCUUUCACUCGCUUCCUUCAAUUUCAGUAAGCCAGAACCAGGAAUUCUCUCUCUCUCUCUCUCUCUCUCUCUCUCUCUCUCUCUCUCUCUCUCAUGUUUUUGCAGACUUUUUUUAAUCUCAGUGUUGUAACUUAGCAAAGGAGAUGAGGCAUUACUUCAUUGCGCGUAUACAAUGAUUUUAUUAGAGAGACAUUGACUGUUGAUGGAAAGGCAUUCGAUUCUGAUGAUAUGUGCAGAUUACUCAAUUAUGAUUCAGUUGAGAUUACGAGUCUUGUCGAUUGAUAAUCAUGAUGCAAAAUUUUGUGUUUGUUCGGUGACAAUAACUUAGAGAAAUGGUGAAAUUGAUCAUUAUCGAAUUUGAGUGAAUCAUGUAUUGGCACAGCCGCACAGAGAUGGUGAUGAACUCUUUGUGGAUGAUUAGAAACUUGCUAAUUAGUUGAAAUGAUUAGGUUAAUUAUCUGCAGAUUUUUGCUGGCUUGCAUUUGAAAGAUGUUAAGUUUCAAGUAAUUGUUCACAUCUAUACAUUGUGAUUCAGUUGUCUCUGCAUUGCCAGAUUCUCAAUUGAGAUCAUGUAAAGUAAGUACCAAAAGCAUGGCCUUUCCAAAGGCUUUCGUUUGUGAUAAAACAGAUGACUACUCAAGCUAGCAGAAGCGUCUAUAACCUCUCUUUUUCUUGGUUCUGGUAUUUUCUCAAAGAAUAUGAUGAAUGAUUGAAUGUAUAAUAUGUAUCUCCUGUGUAUGCUGGGUUUUAUAUGUUGUCUCUUUUCAUGAGAAUACCCUAAAUCACAGCCUUGCAGUUAAGUGAUUGCUAAACUGGUGAAGAAAUAUCAUUUUUCAUGAUAUUAAUCCUACCUGAGCUGAUUUUAACCGUGUGACACCGUCUAUGUGGCUAGUGUUACUUGUCUCCCAUAGAUAGGGAACAUAUUCUGCUUCUUAUUCAAAUGUUUUCAUCAGCUUUUUCUAAAGUCUUGAAACAAAAUGGGAAUCUGCAGUGUAAGUUGUCAUUCUCAAUACUUGGUUGUGCAGCUUCUACAAGUUCAAAUUCGAGAGUCAGUUAUGGAUCCCUGAAUGCAUACAAGGCAAAAACACGAAGUAGAGAGACAGUAAAAGUACUGUCUUCACUACCAGAAACAGCAGCCUCUGUAGCAGUGGCUGCAACAGUUGUCGGCGCAGCUGCUACGUUUCUGAUGAGAAGAACUAAAAGUUCUGAAUCGACUGAGGCUCCUACAAGAACAUGCGAUGACUGUGGAGGUUCAGGUGUAUGCUCUGAAUGCAAAGGAGAAGGAUUUGUGCUAAAGAGAUUGUCUGAGGAAAGCGCAGAAAGAGCAAGAUUGAUGUCACAAAACGCGGCAACUAGAUACACAGCGGGGCUGCCGAAGAAGUGGAGCUACUGCACCAAGUGCUCGUCUACUCGGUCCUGCAUUACAUGCGAUGGCCGUGGCAUAUUAAGGUGAGCAACAAGAAUUAGUCUCAUACUGCAACGAUUCGAUUGGCAUCAUUUGCUUUAGCCGACAGCAUCAAUGAAUGAGGAAUCCCAGUUGAUGAUGAUCAUGUAUAGGUGUUUUAUUGGAAAUAUAGCAAAAUUUUGCAGCAUACACUUCAAUUUUGCACGGUUUGUAACUUUGUUAGAUUAAAUCUGUAUUUGUUCUCUAGUUGUGGAAGAUACUUAUGGAUGGUACAUUCAGUAUGCAGCUCAUUUGAUCAACUUUAAUUUGGUGAA
Molecule: messenger RNA, 1815 nt
Organism: Salvia miltiorrhiza (redroot sage)
Lineage: Eukaryota; Viridiplantae; Streptophyta; Magnoliopsida; Lamiales; Lamiaceae
Exons: 3
Coding region: 1037-1549 (170 amino acids)
Source: RefSeq, a predicted model, not a curated record